Heterobasidion irregulare TC 32-1 is the source of this 171-nucleotide messenger RNA. RefSeq lists its product as uncharacterized. The annotation marks the transcript as partial. NCBI's taxonomy places the organism in Eukaryota, Fungi, Basidiomycota, Agaricomycetes, Russulales, Bondarzewiaceae. The record is from RefSeq and is a predicted model, not a curated record. The transcript has a single exon.
GCCCUAAGGUCCAUUGUUCCCCUUGUCAAUCAUCAGCAAGAGGUUGAAUGCAUCAUUGACCUGGGUUCCCAAGUCAUUGCCAUGUUAGAAGGCAUUUGCAAUGAAUUGGUGCUCAUCUAUGACCCCAAAAUCAUCCUCAAUAUGCAGUUGGCAAAUGGCAAAAUCAACUGA